AUGAGGAGGAAGUCGGCGCCGAUCGGCAGCCGGUACGGCCGCGUGUGCGAGGAGUUGCUGGACAUGGGCGCCCGGAUCGCCGUGCGCUCCUACUCGCACUGCCCCCAGACGGGGCGCAUGUACUACAAGCCCCCCUCGACUCCCGCCACCGCCAGCAGCAGCGGGGACACCGGGACGUCCACCGGAGGGGCCGACGCGUCGUCCGCGGCCGCGAGCAGUCAGCAGCAGCAGGCGGCGGCCGAGGUGGAGUUCCACGCCUCAGAGUUCAUCUUGUACGGCGACUGCGGCGGCAGCCGCGGUGGCAAGAAAGAAGCGACGCUUUGUUCGAGAUGA
Messenger RNA from Miscanthus lutarioriparius, 333 nucleotides. Lineage: Eukaryota; Viridiplantae; Streptophyta; Magnoliopsida; Poales; Poaceae. The record is from the annotation of a GenBank genome assembly.